This is a messenger RNA of Choloepus didactylus (southern two-toed sloth), 2329 nucleotides long. It is a transcript of the gene NCF1, whose product is annotated as neutrophil cytosolic factor 1. Bases 173 to 1348 code for a protein of 391 amino acids. Gene Ontology annotation, cellular component: NADPH oxidase complex; cytoplasm. NCBI's taxonomy places the organism in Eukaryota, Metazoa, Chordata, Mammalia, Pilosa, Megalonychidae. The record is from RefSeq and is a predicted model, not a curated record. Gene Ontology annotation, molecular function: superoxide-generating NADPH oxidase activator activity; protein binding; phosphatidylinositol binding. The transcript is spliced from 11 exons. Gene Ontology annotation, biological process: superoxide anion generation; respiratory burst.
CUGAAGAAUCCCCAGAAACUGAAAGAAGAAGCUAAAACCCUUCCUGCGCCCCCCUGCCGCGGUCUGCCCUCCCCGAGCCCGGCUGCAACAGCAGCUACUUCCUCUUUCGGGAACAUUUAAACAGGCCCAGCGCGGAGCCCCCGGGAGCCGCGUCGCGCGCCGCCGUCCAGCCAUGGGGGACACCUUCAUCCGCCACAUCGCCCUCCUGGGCUUCGAGAAGCGCUUCGCCCCCAGCCAGCACUACGUGUACAUGUUCCUGGUGAAGUGGCAGGACCUGUCCGAGAAGGUGGUUUACAGGCGGUUCACCGAGAUCUACGAGUUCCACAAAAUUUUAAAGGAAAUGUUUCCUAUUGAGGCAGGGGACAUCAACCCAGAGAACAGGAUCAUCCCCCACCUGCCAGCCCCGAAGUGGUUUGUUGGGCAGCGCACGGCCGAGACCCUCCAGAGCACCCUCACCGAGUACUGCAACGCCCUCAUGAGUCUGCCCGCCAAGAUUUCCCGUGGUCCCCACCUCCUCAACUUCUUCAAAGUGCGCCCGGAGGACCUCAAGCUCCCCACCGACAGCCAGGUGAAGAAGCCAGAGACGUACCUGGUGCCCAAAGAUGGCAAGAGUAGUGCAGCAGAAAUCACGGGGCCCAUCAUCCUGCAGACUUACCGCGCCAUCGCCGACUAUGAGAAGAGCUCCGGCUCCGAGAUGGCUCUGGCCUCGGGCGACAUGGUGGACGUGGUGGAGAAGAGCGAGAGUGGCUGGUGGUUCUGCCAAACAAAGGCGAAGCGCGGCUGGGUGCCUGCAUCCUACCUGGAGCCCUUGGACACUCCCGAUGAGGAGGAGGACCCGGAACCCAACUAUGCAGGUGAGUCCUAUGUCACCAUCAAAGCUUACACCGCCGUGGAGAAGGACGAGGUGUCCCUGAGUGUGGGUGAAACCAUCGAGGUCAUCCACAAGCUCCUGGACGGCUGGUGGGUCAUCAGGAAAGAGGACGUCACCGGCUACUUCCCGUCCAUGUACCUGGAGAAGUCCGGGCAGGACACGGCGCAGGCCGAACGCCGGAUCCAGAGCCGAGGGGCGCCGCCCCGCAGGUCGUCCAUCCGCAACGCGCAAAGCAUCCACCAGCGGUCGCGGAAGCGCCUCAGCCAGGACGCCUACCGCCGCAACAGCGUCCGCUUCAUGCAGCAGCGCCGGCGCCAGGCGCGGCCCGGGCCGCAGAGCACCGGGAGCCCGCUCGACAAGCAGCCGCAGACGCAACGCGAGAAGCCGCAGCCGGCGGUGCCGCCCCGGCCCAGCGCCGACCUCAUCCUGCACCGCUGCAGCGAGAGCACCAGGCGGAAACUGGCGUCCGCUGUCUGAGCCGGCGUCCCGGCCCCGCCGCUCCCUCCCGCCCCCGUGCCCGCUCCCGGCCGCCGGGAGCCUCCUUGUACAUACGCGUGUGUGGCCUGGUGUCCCGGCGCCACUCUCGAUGAAUGUGGCUGGGAGCGGGCAGAGGCUCCGCAGAGACGCGGGGCGAGCUGCGCUCUGUGGUUGGGGUGGUGGGGGGAGGUGUUUCUAGAAUUUAAGACUUGGGGCUCUGAGUUCUGCUGGGGGAAGUUGCAAAAGCCGUGGUCCCUGCCGAGCCGGUAGGUUUGCACAAGGCCGAGUGCAGAGAGGAACUCCCCGUCCCCGCUGCCGUUUGUCUGGACCGAAACUGCGGAAGGGUCCGGAAGAGGGGUGGACACGGCGGGGCGGCCGGCCCUUGUGUGCGCUCCUUACUAACUUGGAGCUGGGACAAAAAUUUUUCUAAUUGCUUUUGUAGGUGGGGGUGGUGCUCUGAUUAUUCACCGAGACCCAGCCUUUAUUGGGAGGUUGUCCCAGGGGGCGCAGAUCCUCAUCACUUAGCUAGCAUUUGCUGCGAGCCCAUGGCCUUCAAAAUCUUUGCUGGUGGGUCUUUCCCAAAAUGCAGAGACACCAUUGCGCAAAGCGGAGGUGCAAAUCUUGCAAAAGAUGCAGCUUCUCGUGGAGACCAGGGGGUCGUGGAGAACUGUUCCUCCCACCUGGGAAGUGGCUACCUGAGGAGAGGACGGGCAAGGCGUGUCCCUUAGAGGAAAGAAAAAACCGACAAGGGGGACAGAUGUGUCUCAAGAGAAUAAUUUGACCAUCAAAAGAUUCAGAGAGGCUGUGAAAAACUAGUGGAGCCCUUAAGAGUUGUUUUCGCAUUUUUCAAGCCCUUAUUUGCUGUUAAAGCCCAAGUGCUGUCAUACAAAGCUGUAGAAAAAUUAAUCACAAACAACCUCAACCUCUCUGCUUGUUCAGUAACAAUUGUAACCUUUUUAUUAAAUACAAUAUGAGAAAAUA